Macrobrachium nipponense is the source of this 5300-nucleotide messenger RNA. It is a transcript of the gene unc-45, whose product is annotated as protein unc-45 homolog B-like. The record is from RefSeq and is a predicted model, not a curated record. Gene Ontology annotation, cellular component: cytoplasm. Lineage: Eukaryota; Metazoa; Arthropoda; Malacostraca; Decapoda; Palaemonidae. Gene Ontology annotation, molecular function: Hsp90 protein binding. The coding region runs from base 357 to 3149 and encodes 930 amino acids. The transcript has 18 exons.
CCAAUACCCGAACUUUCUGUCAAAGGCAGUCAAACCCAUGGCAGAAGAGAAAGCUAAAAAUACACACCCACCCCUAUUUUGAAUCGUAGCCAGAGACUUGGAGAACGUGUUAGAACGUUCUCGUGGAAGAGAAGAAAGGGUAAUUUUAGUUCCGUGAGGAUUCAUAUAGCAUCGCAUCGCCGUCGAGUGUGCUAUUCAGUAGAGACAGAACGAGAAGUGAACCUGACUGACGUCUAUUGUUACCUGUGUCAAAGGUGAAGUCAAAUUCGCCGACGCUUAUUUCAUAUUAAAAAAGUACGAAAGAGGAUAGUUAAUUUGCCACUUAGUAGUGUUAUAAAUCAUUCAUCUAAGUAAAGAUGACUCAGACAGAUGGUUCCCCAACUCCUCAGCAGUUAAAGGAAGAAGGGAAUGAGGCAUAUAAGAAUGGCGAUUUUGAUACAGCGAUUGAAAAGUACACAGCGGCUUUAAAAAUCAGCCAAGAAGAAAAAGAUCGAUCGGUAUUAUUUAAAAACAGAGCUGCUGUUUACCUUAAAACUGAAGAAUAUUCAAGUGUUGUCAAGGACUGCAAUGAAUGCUUGGAAAUUUCUCCAAAAGAUCCAAAAGCCCUUUUCCGAAGGGCACAAGCAUACGAGGCCCUUGAUCAGAAAGAGAAAGCUUAUGCUGAUGCCAGAGCUUUACAGGGAAUAGAUCCCAAGAAUAAGGAAGUUCAAGCCAUGCUUGCUAGACUUCAUAAAGUAGUACAAGAUUUGCUUGAUAAAAAAACCAAAACAGCUGGUAAAGUUCAACAGUUAUUUGAAAUCUUGUUUGAUACAGCGGCACCUAAGGACAAGAGAGAAACAUGUGCUAACAACCUUGUAGCUCUAGCAAGAGAACGUGCAGGUGCAGAGUUGCUAAUAAGCCAAGGUGUAAUAAGUCGUAUUGUUCACAUGAUGAAAACCGAGAGAAAUCCAGAGAUUCGUGUUGCAUGUACAAGAGCCUUCUCACAGUUUUGUUCCGAAGAAGAAAGGGCAAAGUCAAUAUUAGUAGAAGUAGGUAUUCCAUGGUUGAUGGACCUUAUGAACAGCACCAACAAAGAUCAGGUCAAUGCCACUCAGUAUGUGUUCCAGACAAUACUGAAUGUCCUUGCUGGCAUGGAUGUUAAGAAAGGUGUAAAACCUAAUAAUAAACUGCUUGCAGAUAAUCAGAGGGAGAUAGAUAGUUUGCUUGUGGUGUUUACCAAAAGUGUCACUAAUGCCACCAUGUCAGGAGAGUGCCGUGAUGCUGUGAUUGAGCUCCUGCUUAAAAAUGUUGAUCAUCAGUACUUAGCAUGGGGACAUAAGUUUGUUAAAGCAGGAGGAGUUGAACAGUUGCUGCACGUGUGCUCAGAGUUGAAAGAGUUCCGUUAUGAGAGUUCAAUUGCUGUGACGGACAACACUCGAAUGACCACUGCCAUCUGUCUAGCAAAGGUUUAUGAAAACAUGUGGGAUGACAAGUAUAAGAAGGAAUUUAAUGAUAUUGUUGAUGAAUAUGUGAGGUUACGCUUACUAACUCCAGACACUGAGCAAACUAUUCGUAUAACUGUUUGUAUCACGACAUUGCUUCUUGGGUCAGUUGACUGUGGUAAUCAUCUAAUAGCCAGAGAAGGUAUAUUGGAAAUGAUGCUGGUAAUGGCCAACACUGAUGACGAACUUCAGCAAAAGGUUGCUUGUGAGGCUUUGAUUGCAGCUGCAUCAAAGAAGGACAAGUGCAGGGUAAUAGUUAGCCAGGGCAUUGGAAUUCUUAAGAAACUUUACCAGAGCAAGAAUGAUUCCGUGAAAGUCAGAGCUUUGGUUGGACUUUGCAAGUUAGGAUCUCUGGGUGGUACAGAUGCCUCCAUGAAGCCUUUUGCUGAUGGUGCAUCAAUGAAGUUAGCAGAGGCUUGCAGAAGGUUCCUCAUUAAUCCUUCUAAAGAUGUGGAUAUGAGAAGAUGGGCAUGUGAAGGCUUGGCAUACUUGACUCUUGAUGCUGAAGUCAAGGAGAAGCUCAUUUCUGACGUAGAUGCCCUUCGUUCUAUGAUUGAACUAGCAAAGUCUGGUGAUAUGAAUUGUUUAUAUGGUGUCGUAUCAACGUUUGUGAAUCUUUGCAAUGCUUAUGAUGAACAAGAAGCUAUCCCCGAGAUGGUGGAACUUGCCAAAUUUGCUAAACAGCAUGUCCCUGAGAAGAGUGACUUAGAUGAUCAAGACUUUAUCGAUAAACGUAUAAAUAUUCUGGUUGAAGAAGGUGCUGGUAGUGCUCUGACAGCUUUAAGUAAAACUGACAGUAAAAACUCCAGGGAACUUAUUGGCAGGUUAUUCAAUGCCAUGUGCCUAAUGCAAGAAAAUCGUGGACACAUUGUGCAGCAGGGUGGUGCAAAGGCCCUUUUAUCCUUGGCAACAGAUGGCACAGAAAAAGGAAAGAAAGUUGCUGCUCAGGCUUUGGCUCGCAUUGCCAUUACCAUAAAUCCCGAAGUUGCUUUCCCAGGCCAGAGGGUGUAUGAGGUUGUGAAACCAUUAAUGAGGCUGCUGGAUCCAGAUUGUUCUGCUAUAGAGAACUUUGAAGCUUUAAUGGGUCUCACAAAUAUUGCGGGGAUCUCAGAGUCUGCCAGGAAACGUAUCAUCAAAGAAAGGGGUUUGCAUAGUAUUGAACACUAUAUGUUUGAACAUCACGAUAUGAUAAGGAGAUCAGCAUUCCAGUGUAUGGCCAACAUGUGCAUGUCACCAGAAGUUAUAAAAAUAUUGGAGGGGAAGAAUGACAAAUUCAAGUAUUUGUUCCUGAGUUGCUCAGAUGAAGACGAGGAAAUUAUCAAGGCAUCUGCAGGUGCACUGUGCAUGGUAAUGCCAGAAUCACCAGCAUGUGUUACAAGAAUCUUUGAUGCAUUAGACUGGGAAAAUAUACUCAAGUUCCUGCUUUCACAUUCUGACAAGGAUAUAAUGUACCGUGGUACAAUUAUUGUGUACCUUAUUGUAGCCCAUGACAAAUAUAGUGCAGAGAAAGUUAUUGACACUCAUUGCAAGGAUGCACUGGAAGCCAUUGCAAAGAUUGAUAACCCUGAAGCUGUCCACCCUAAAGCCCGUGAGUAUGCCCAUGACACUCUCAAGCUUUGUGCAAAACAGUGGAAACUCAUUAAAGACCCAGAUGCAACUGAUGAUUAAGUAAAUGUGUUCAAAAUUCAGUGAAGUUAUUUAAUUAUUCUGCCGUUGAGCUGCGCUCACUUGUUUAUUUGUUAUGGUGGUGUUUUUAUUAUUAAUAAUAAGGAUAAGUUCAUCCAGACCUCUUGAGCUUAAUAGACUCUUCUUCUCGGGCUGGUUAUUUUAUGUUAGACAAAAUACAGUAUGUAUGUACUGGUGUAUUUUUGUUCAGUAUGUAUAUACUGGUACAUUUUUGCUCUUAAAAUUCUUCUAAUGUGUAUUGUGAUAGGCGAGUAUUUCUGCAAGGACUAUUUUUUUUUUUUUCCCUCCUACAAUACAUGUAAUUGUUUAUUCUAGUCACUGUGCUAAUAGAAUUUUUUGUAAUAUUACCAAGUAUUGUUUCUGUCAGCGGAAUACAUCUAAGCAUGCCAGGCCAUGAAUAAAGUUGCUUUAUUGCCAUUAACCAGGCCCUUACAGUUAUCUUUUAAAUUACUGAAAUUUCUUAAAACAUUUUUUUUUUUGGCAUAAAAAAUGUUAUAAGUAUUCCAAAACCAAAAUUGCAAUCCUAUUUUGUUUUAUGAAGGUUGCAAGUCUUCCUUGUUGAUAGUAUUUUUUGAUAAGCAUGAUGCAUAAUUUUGUAUUGUACAAGUAUAGUUUUGUCCAUUUUGUAUUCAGUACCUACAACCAGCUAUACUGAAUGGUUGAAACCCAUUUUUAGCCAUGUACAAAUUUCAGAAACCAUUGAAAACAACUGCAAUAAAAGUGCACUUCUAAAUUUAAAGGUUGUCCCCAUAAUCCAGUUGUGAAUACAGUAAAAUACCUAUAUUUUCAAGCUAAAGUCAGGUCUACAAAUCAUAGGAGAGACUUAUUUUCUUCAUGAAAAAAUAAAUACUUUGUAAAUGGAGUUAUCAAGCAAAAACCAUGUGCAACAUGUUACAGCAAAUCACGAGAAUACUUUAAAUAUUCAAAUUUCUCAAAGGAAUAACCUUUCUCUGUAUUAAAUGACUAAAUUCUAUUUCAGUUGAGUACUAAAGACUCAAGAAACGAUAUACCUUCAGUUAAAAUUGAAACACACCUACCAGAAACUCACUGUAGAGUGAGUAGCAAUACAACAGUUGAAACUAGAACCUUCACGUGCAGCGACAACUUAUUCUUUUAACAAGCUACUUGGCAAUUUACAUUAGAAAGUACAACACACAUGAGGGAUAUUUGAAAGCCUAGUUAAUUCAACAUAUACGGAACAAGAAAUUCACCUAAGGCUACACAAGACUAAGUGAUCCUAUUCACAGUGUGCAGUAAUAAACAUCUGUCAUGUUGAGUUUUAUCCCAGAGCUAAGUCCAAAAUACUUUAAAGUACUACAUUACCCAAGUUUAACUCUUAAUACAUUACAAAUAACCUGGUGAAUGAAUGUUUGAAACAACUAUCAAUAAUUUAUAAAACUAUGAGGUGUUACCACUGCACUUCUGUACAUUUGUUUUCAGUACAAAGAUAAAUGAACUUGAAUACUAUCCCCUUUUCCUUUUUUCAAGAUUAGUUAUGGACCUUGAAGCCACUGACAAGACACAAAUUAAAUUUCAUCUUUACAUAGUUUACCACCUCUCAAAAAUGAAAUCUUUAGUGUUGUAUUUCCAAGCAGAAAGAAAUUCUAAAAGUAUGUGUCUUAAAAAAUGUGAAUUGCCCAUACAGAUCUAUGGGAAAGACAACGUUAAUGAGAUCACGGCAAGUUCACCUAAUUCAGGGUCAACAUUUUUUUUGCACAAUUUUCCCUAGCAGUACUGGAUACAAUAGUGACUUACAAAUAUCAGUUGUUUUCAACUUCUGAAUAAUCUGAUAUUUGCUGUUACUGAUAACCUAAUGAUUCAUUUUUGCUUUUAGUAAUGGUUAUCUCAAGAGUGAAUCAUCAUUACAGAACAGAUUAUCAUGUUUAAUUUUGAAAAGCCUUCUUAUUUGCUAUGUAAAUUAUGCUGUACUUAAAACUAGUUAUGCUGUAAUUUCUGUUUAUCCAGUAUUUCCAUUUUGGUUCCAUGUUUUAAAUACAAAUAAGUCACAGCUGAAUAACUUUUGAGUACAGUUAAUGAAGAUUAUUGUUGUGAAGAAACUUGUUCUUGUGCCUUAAUGGUUAAAACACUGUUAGAUUUUGUAAUGUAAUUUUAUAAAUAAAUUAUUUAAAGGCC